AUGGCUGCGGGACAAAACCUAGAUGUCUCGAAAAAGUUAAAGGCUGCAAUAAAAGCGAAGCUGGAAGAAUUGGGUGUUUAUGUAGACGAUGAGCUUCCCGAAUACAUAAUGGUCAUGAUAGCGAACAAGAAGGAGAAAAAUCAAAUGAAAGAUGAUCUAAAUUUGUUUUUGGGGAAAUGCACGAGUAAAUUCGUGGAUUGGCUGUUCGAUUUGUUUGAAAGACUCCAGUCAGCAGGCAGCAAGCCAGAUAGUCACUCCGGCUCGGAAAAAUCGAGCAAGGAAGUCCAAAAAGAGCCUGCAAAAGAAAAGGAACGGAGGAAAGAAGCCGAAGUUUCUACAUCAAAAAAAGAAGAUAGGAAAGAGAGCCGAGCUCACGAAUCAUCUUCCCACCGGCAAGCCGAAGCAGAAGCUAGGAAACGCGAAGCUGAAAAGGAGCGAGAACGCGAGAGGGACAGAGAAAGAGAAAGGGAGAAGGAAAGGGAAAGAGAACGUGAACGAGAAAAAGAACGACAACGACAAGCUGAAAAGGCUAAAGAGAAAGAACGGGAAGAGCGAGCUGCUAAAGAAGCAGAACGCCAAAAAGCUCGCGAGCAGGAGAAACAAAAAUCGCGAGCUGAAGCAGCGCGAAGCCGCGAAACUGUACGCCCUACCCGUAGGCGAGCUGAGAAAGAGCGCAAAUCUCGUUCGCGUUCA
Molecule: messenger RNA, 693 nt
Organism: Cylicostephanus goldi
Lineage: Eukaryota; Metazoa; Nematoda; Chromadorea; Rhabditida; Strongylidae
Source: the annotation of a GenBank genome assembly